AUGGACCCCCCUUCAGUGGCUAAGUGUCGACAGCCACGCCUGGCCUUUUCCGGACCUGAACCACAACCAAACUCGUCAAACAACGGCUCCAUUUCGAACUCGCUGAAGUUGGAUUGCAAAAUCCGCAUCGCGUACGCCAAAAACCCGCCGGACGCCUUUUCGAACUGUCGACAUUUUCCGACGUUUACGCCUACAGUACCUUGCGCUUUUCCGGGAUGGACUGUAGAGAUCAUGAGCCAAAUCACUUCCUACGCCGGCUUCGACAUUGAGCCAGUAGUAGCCAAUAAUGUGAUCGGAAGCUUGGACUGGGGCACGCAGUUGAAAAACGGCUCCUGGGUCGGCGUCCUGGGAAUGCUAGCCAAUAACAGUGCUGAUGCGGCUUGUCUGAUGUACCAGAUGACCGAUCUCAGGGCCGAAUAUUUCGAUUUCUCGUAUCCGGUGACAAAUGUUCAACCAAUUUACGCUGUACAGGCGCGGAAAGCCGACAUCGGAUCGAUCUUGUGGAAUGCUUUCAAGCCCUACUCCACCGUCACCUGGCUGUUCAUCCUCGCCUCAUUUCUAGUCCAAACGCUAUAUUUGGUCGGCAUCACCAAGGUCGAGAAGCAUCUAGGUUUCCGGCAUCGCUUCCGGCCUUUUGAAGUAUUCUGGCAAUGCAUCCAGCUGCAACUCGACGAGCACAGCGAGGAUAUGCGCUUCAAUACCCUGGCCGGCAAUAUAGUCAUGUUUUUGUUUGCUUUGUUACAGUCGAGCCUACUGAUAAAACUCUAUGAAGGUCUGCUACUUUCGGCUCUCCUGGCCCCGGUUGAUGAUAAUCCGUUCAAGGAUGCUGAUGGACUAAUAGCCUUGAUCGCUAAAGGAGAAUAUCAUCUGGUGACAAAUUACCUCGGAAAUUGGUACUUUGAUGAUAUGCUCCACUCCAACGCUGCUCAUUUUGUCGCUCUUCGUGCCGCAGUCGCCAAUAAUCCAGUGGUAACCGCGCCUACUGUAGCCGCAGCACUGGAUAUGGUGGAGAGCGGCCCCUACGUUUACCCAAUGCAAGUCGACAGUCUGGCUAUGCAAAUGAGCAAGGAGCGCUGUAACUUGGUGUACGUUAGCGAUGGUCUGCCCCAAGUCGGCGCCUACAUCGUCUUCCAAAACCAGAGCCGCUUCAUCAAAAACAUCAACAGGGCGAUUAUCAUGAGCCAAUCAAUGGUGGAGCAUACUUUUAACAAAUACUUUGAGAUGGGCUACAAAAUUGCCAACAUCCCGAAAUGUCCCACUGAAGUGUUGGAUACCGCUACGGGGAUUAUAUCGAAGCCGUUGGAGUUUUGGACCGCCAUCGUCGAACCCGGCAAGCCCUGGCUAGCAACUUAUUGGCGCUGGGAAAAAUUUACUUCACCGAGGGCUACAAACCACAACUUCUUCCAGGUGCAUCACGGUGUAGCUCUCACAAGGCUGAUCGAUGUUAUCGAAAGAUCGAUGGAACAGGACGAGCAGCAAAUUGUGGAAGAUCGAGGGAAUGCUGAACGC
Molecule: messenger RNA, 1509 nt
Organism: Mesorhabditis spiculigera
Lineage: Eukaryota; Metazoa; Nematoda; Chromadorea; Rhabditida; Rhabditidae
Source: the annotation of a GenBank genome assembly